This is a messenger RNA of Ornithodoros turicata, 4185 nucleotides long. RefSeq lists its product as uncharacterized. Bases 1 to 4185 code for a protein of 1394 amino acids. Gene Ontology annotation, biological process: proteolysis; DNA integration. Lineage: Eukaryota; Metazoa; Arthropoda; Arachnida; Ixodida; Argasidae. The transcript has a single exon. The record is from RefSeq and is a predicted model, not a curated record. Gene Ontology annotation, molecular function: zinc ion binding; aspartic-type endopeptidase activity; nucleic acid binding.
AUGAACUGCCCCGGACUUCCUGCUGUGCCGCCGUUUCUUGAGCGACCAGGCAAGCCUCCCGUUCCAUGGAGUCAAUGGCGGCGGAUGUUCGAUAAUUAUAUGCUUGCCAUCGACGGAAUAUCCUACAGGCCUGAUCGUCAAAAGGCAAUGCUCCUUCAUGCUCUUGGGACAGAGGGACAAAGAAUUUUCUACACGUUGUCAGUUCCUGCCGUACCGUCGGAACAAAGCAGCGGAGACUCCACCACAGCCACGGUAAAUGUGUAUAAAGAAGCUUUGGCAACACUUGAAAAGCGGUAUGCCGAGAGUUAUAACGUUAUGGUGGAGCGCAGGAAAUUCCGUCAGCGUUCUCAGCUGCCGGACGAAAGUAUCGAGGAAUACGUGACUGCUCUUCGAGGUCUCGCCAUUACCUGCAAUUACGGGACCAUGCUUGACGAAACGCUACGGGACCAACUUGUGGACAAGGCCCUCCUACCCCAAGUACGCGAGCGACUUCUACUGGAAGGAUCAACACUUACUUUGGAAAGGGCUACACAGAUCGCGAGUCAUGUUGAGCAGAGCCGCAGGGAAGCCCAGCGGAUCUUGCAGGAGAACACAGCUGCGGUUGAAAAAGUGUUCAAGAAGCCGUUCAAGAGAUCAGCUGGCAAGCCCGCAACUCCCAAGCCCCAAGCUCAAGGGAAGAAUGCAACUACUUGCUUUCGUUGUGGUUCACCGUACCAUCUGGCGAACUCGCAGGAAUGCAAAGCCAGGUACAAAGAAUGUUUCAAGUGCAAGAAAAUUGGGCAUUUCGGAGCCGUAUGCAGAGGUGCAAAAAAGCAGCAACGCGGUGCCACUCGCGAAGUCGUAACUGAAGGCGCACAUCACGAGGAUUACCCGUCCAGGACAGAACCUGCAAUACUAUUGGAAGUGCAAUCAUCUGCGAAAAAGGCUAUCCACAUUACAGCAGAAGCCGGUGGAAAGGACGUCACGUUUUUAAUAGACACGGGUUCGUCAGUUUCCAUAAUUUCGUCGGUUGUGUAUCAGUCCACAUACGCCGAGAAGUUCACCCUGCAGCCUGCGUCAAUCGAACUUCACGACUAUUCGAGGAAAGAGAUCCCAGUGCGAGGGUGCGUCAUCCUACCUGUCAAGUACAAGACACGUAGCGCGACCCUUCUCUUUUACGUCGUACAUCAUGGAACGACACUAUUGGGGCUCGACGCAGUUGCUGCGCUAGACUUGCGGAUUGACGGGGCACUCUUACAGUGCCUGGAGACAGCAGUUACAACCGGUGCCAGCGAGCGAAUAGCAAAGUGCGAGUUUGCGAACCUGUUUUCACCGGAGCUGGGCCUAGCCAAAGGCUACGAACACAAAGUCAAAGUACGGACAGACGUGCAGCCUACAACUACUAAACUCCGAAGGCUACCCCUACAGAUACGUGACGAUGUGUCUAAAGAACUAAAGAAACUGCUGGAUAUGGGCGUCAUUGAGGCUAUUGAUGCAUCGCCCUGGGUAUCGCCACUUGUCGUGGCCAAGAAAAAGGAUGGUCGGAUCAGGCUAUGCGUAGAUCUGCGGGCACCAAACAAAGCUGUCGUGCCAGAUUGCUACCCAUUGCCGAAUAUGGAAGAGCUGCUGAACAAGUUAUCCGGUGCAAAGAUAUUUUCCAAGUUGGACUUAACAGCAGCAUACCACCAGCUCGUACUGGCCGAAGAGAGUAGAGAUCUCACUGCGUUUAUAACGCACGAAGGUCUAUUCCGGUACAAGAGAUUGUGCUUCGGGCUGGCCUCCGCGCCAUCUGCAUUUCAGAAGCUUUUGGCUAAUGUGCUGAAAGGAUGUACAGGGGCGUUACACUAUCUGGACGAUAUCAUCAUAUUUGGGAAGAAUGAAGAGGAGCAUGAACAGAAUCUACGUUCAGUUUUGCAACGGAUCUCCGAUGCAGGGUUACGGUUAAAUCACAAGUGCGUUUUUGGCGUCAGCGAGCUCUCUUUUAUCGGUCACACAGUAAAGGAAGGAAAACUGUUUCCACUCGACACCAACGUCAAAGCUAUUUUAGAAGCCCCAGCACCAUCAGAUUUACGUACACUGAGGUCAUUUCUGGGAAUGAGUGGCCACUACGCCAAAUUCAUAAAGAAUUAUGCAGAUGUGGUGGAACCUCUGCGUGAACUGCUGCGAGGUGCAGACGCUUUCCACUGGAAUCCACGAGCUCAAGCAAGUUUUGAGAAGGUUAAAAGACACAUCUCCACAUGUUCAGCCCUCAGCAUGUUCGAGCCAGCAUUACCUGUUACCGUCACUACCGACGCAUCCGCUUAUGGGCUUGGUGCUGUUUUGCGUCAGCGGGAUGGCAGCAUUUUCCGCACGGUAUCCUUCGCAUCCCGGGCGUUAACUCCCCAGGAACGGAAAUACUCAGCUGGAGAAAGAGAGGCCCUCGCAUGCAUUUGGGCAGUUGAACACUGGCAUGUAUACCUUUGGGGUCGUCCGUUCACAUUAGAGACUGAUCACCAAGCCCUUCAGACGUUGUUAAGCACUCAGGGCACCGGACACCGACCGCUUCGAAUAUCACGAUGGGUCUCACGGCUUCUGAGUUACAAUUUCACUGUCGUCUACAAAAAAGGGAAAGAUAACGAGAUUGCAGACGCGUUGUCGCGACUGCCACUUCCAUAUCAUGCACAGGAGCCCUUCGAAGACGACGUGGUGUGCAUCGUCACAGAAUGCAUCUCAAAGGAGCAGCUCCAGCGUGAGACAACUUCCGACUCAGUAAUGCAGGACGUUCUGCGCUACAUACGAACAGAAUGGCCUUCGAAAGCGGCUCUUCGAGACAACGCUGUGCCGUUCUUCAAGGUUCGCACGGAGCUGUCAGAAGUUGAUGGACUGCUGCUGCGAGGGGAUAGGAUUGUUGUGCCACCUGCGUUAGUGUCAAGGGUAAUUGGUCUGGCGCAUGAGGCACAUCCGGGCAUAGUGCGUACAAAGCAGCGCUUGCGUCAACUGUACUGGUGGCCUGCGAUGGACAGCAACGUCGAAACUGCUAUCCGGGGCUGCGACAUAUGCCAAACAGCGGACAAGUCCGCGAAGACGGCACCUGCUCCACUCACUCCUGUGAAACUUCCAGAGGAACCUUGGGAAAAAGUCAGCAUGGACGUUGUUGGUCCUUUUGAAAAGGCCCCACAGAACUGCCGGUACAUGAUCACCUUGAUAGACUACCAUAGUCGGUGGCCCGAAGUGUGCUUUUCGAAUACAGUCACAACUUCAACUGUUAUCGGGUUUCUGCGCCAAAUCUUCAGCAGGGAAGGUCAUCCCGUUGAAAUUGUGACUGAUAACGGCUGCCAAUUCAUUUCCCACGAGUUUCGUGCUUUUCUCCAAGAACGAGGAAUUCGCCACAUACGCUCCUCAGUCUACCAUCCACAAGGAAAUGGUAUGAUCGAGAGGUUCAACAAGGUACUAAAAAGUUUCGUUCAAGUGGCACAGUUAGAGAACCGUCCAAUCAAAGAGGCCGUACUGGAAUACAUCGGGGUGUAUCGUGCUACACCUCACGCGUCAACGGGACUAGCCCCAGCUUUUCUGUUACAUGGAAGAGACAUACGAACACGACUAAAUACCAUCGGUUUUCCAACACGAAAAUUUUUGACCGAGCCAGCAUCGGAAAUUAGUCGCCUCCGAGAGAGAAUUGAGAAGAAACAAGCCCGUCUUAAAGCUUACAUUGAUGAGAAAAGAAGCGCAAAGCAACAACACCUCGAACCAGGGGACUUUGUGCGUGUCAAGCUUCCUGGACACAUCUACAAAGGUCAACUCCGGUACUCCGAACCGAGGAAGAUCAUCAAAAAACGGAGCAACAAUUCGUUCCUUCUAGACGAUAACAGAAUUUGGAACAGCAGCAAGCUUUCUAAGGUUCCGAAAGAAGCGUUGCCAAGACUACUCCGAAGGCCUACUUCCGGAUCGGAUGCAACACCAGUGGCUAUGUACUGGAACGUACCUUCGGAUGAAACUCCUCACCAGACUUCUCCAGACCCCAGUUGGCCGGAUGACAACGGAUCUGGAUCCGGGGCCGCCACAGCCCAGUCCAGGCAAGCUGACGACGAACCUGCUCAAAACUCUGCCACCACGAGCGGAACGACUCAGCAAACGAAGACGGACAAGGUGGACGUUCCUGCUCAGGAAGUGCAGCUUAGACGUAGCUCAAGAACGAGGAAGCGACCUCAACGUUUGGGUUUUUGUUGA